AUGCAGAUCAUUGCUGUUACCACGAUCGUCACCUGUGCACUCGUCAUUGACAAUGUCAUCGCCGCUGAAGACCAACACGCUCCAUGGGGAUACAAAACCAACGAUACUAGAAUGGCUGGACCCAACCAGUGGACCACAAACUACCCCAUGUGUAACGGUCAGCGCCAGUCACCCAUUGACAUCCUAUCGACGACCGACAACAGCUUCCACAAGCGGUCACUUACUUUCAGUGGUACGUGCAACAACUUCAACGUGACGCAGUCGGUGGAUUCGGUCUUUAUGAGCGUGAAUGGGGGCACGUGCAUCGUCACGACAAACGGCACGUCGUACAACUUGAAGCAAUUUCACAUGCACGUGCCAUCGGAGCACACUCUAAAUGGCAAACACCUGGACGGUGAGAUGCACUUUAUCCACAGCAAUGAGAAAAAUUCUACACUACUAGUCAUGGGCGUGUUCCUCACUGCUGCAAAGGACAAGAGCGAUCCCUGGGUUGUCUCUGUCUUAAAUGCAAUGGAUCAAGUGAGUGCAAAUGUGACGGUAUCGACCUCAUUGGCGCCUUAUGCCAACCUCAUAAACAAGGUGGCGGAUAUGCAGGGCGUAUUCAAUUACGCAGGCAGUUUAACGACGCCUGCAUGCGACGAGAUUGUGAAUUGGUGGGUAGUGAAGAGACCCGUGGACGUGACGACAAGUGACUUAUCCCGCCUACAAUUUCAUUUGCGUCAGCUCAACACCACGGAUGACGGUAAGAAUGCACGCCCCGUGCAGCCAUUGAAUGGUCGUAUCGUAACGAUGUGGCUGUCAUAA
Messenger RNA from Peronospora farinosa, 804 nucleotides. The record is from the annotation of a GenBank genome assembly. Lineage: Eukaryota; Oomycota; Peronosporomycetes; Peronosporales; Peronosporaceae.